Molecule: messenger RNA, 1083 nt
Organism: Anisakis simplex (herring worm)
Lineage: Eukaryota; Metazoa; Nematoda; Chromadorea; Rhabditida; Anisakidae
Source: the annotation of a GenBank genome assembly
GUGGUGGAUUCGGCCGUGAAACGCAUCAAACUCGAAUUCAAAUUCACCAACAUGUUAUAUGAGCAGCUGCCCUACUUCCAUGCUGGUGAUGUGGUGCUGCAAUUCAAAGGUGGCACCACACUUUGUGCGGAUAAGAAUUUGCUAGCAUUGCACUCCAGAUAUAUGGCCUCAUUGCUUUACGAAGCAGCCGACGGAGCCAUCAUAGACAUGGGUGAUUUUGAAAUGGAGGCUUUCCGUGAGCUGCUCUAUCAGAUCUAUGCAACAAGGCGACCUAUCGAAACGGAUUUGCCACGGAUUGCACGAGCUGCAAACGCCUACAGAGCCGAUAUCAUAUUGUCCAAGCUGACAGCGCAUAUCCGUGCGCUGGACGUCAGUAGACUUUGGGUAACGCUAAUUAAAGAUGGCUUUGAACCGAAAUCACUCGGCAAAGAAAUCUAUCGCCAUAUCAUUUGUCCAUCGAUUCUGAAGGCAAAGUCACAGCCGUACGGCACACCACUUCAACCGACAUGGAACAACUUCAAUUUCUCAAUUCCACAACCUCCGUUCACAGCACCCUUUGUGGCUGAAAAUGAAAUAUGGCAUGUGAAUAAAGGUAUUUUCGGUAUUCACAAUCAAGCCGGAUACGAUGUCGGUCAAAACGGUGAAUUGAUCGCGAGAAUAACGCCAAAAAUACGAGCGGAAUGCGCGAAGAAUGGAGUGACCGUGCCCGGUCUUGUUGACAUGAUACUGAAACAUGUCUAUCCGAGUCGAACCAUUAUUCCGGGACGUUAUUUCCGACCAAUGAUGGUGUUCGCUGAAGAGCACAACUUAAAACGGCUACUCCUCAGUCUUGGAGAGAUGGUUUGUUUGGAACCACCGCUGACUGCUGAGCAAAUGUUGGAGCAUCUGCAAUUGGCCGAUCGUUAUGAUCUGAAAAAUCUACGCCGUGCUUGUCUUCUACGAAUCGAAGGAAGUUUCAAGUCUCGGGCUUCCAAACUGAUGACGUUACCCGAAUACAAAGAGUUGCCCGAGAAAAUACGUGAGGAAAUCGAGGACAGACAUUGCUCUGGAUGGGCAUUGCAAGAUGGACAUCUGGCCGGGUAG